GGAGUUUCAGUAUAAACAAGGGAUCCGACUGGUUGGACGGAUUUUUCUUUUCCUUCUUCCCGCGCGCUUUCGCUCCCAGUCCUUUGGUUGCGUUGUGGGCGCGCGGCACACAGCCGGGAGGCCGAGGACCCGGGGCCGUCUGCAGGUACAUGGGGUUGGACAAAUCUGCGCCAAAGAGGCCGUGGCAGGCAUGGGCGAUGCUAGUUCUGCGAUUAUGCUGGAAAAGGUAGAGAAGCGUGUACCCUGAGAGAGUUGACAACCCGGUGGGCAGAAAACAGCAAUCACGAGAGCUGUGAAGAGAAGGUUUUGCUGCAGCUGAGAAGAACUCGGAACGGGACUGGGAUUCAAAAAGAGGAAAUGGAAGCUCGGGAUAGGAGCUGCCUCACACCCACCCUUCUUCCCUGGGGAAGAGUCAGCAAAUGAUUCCUGGAGGAUUAACUCUAUUAAGAGCCCUGGACUAAGUGCUUCUCUGGAGUCAAUGUCCAGUGCUUAGUGUACCAAUUUGUCUUCUUAAACAAGAACCAAGCCAAUGUUGAGGUUUCUGAGCCUCAUUUUUUAGUUCCAGAAUUGAAGCAUGUAAAACUAAAGUCCUGGGUCUCAAAUUUGAGUAACACCGAACAAACAGUAGUUCUUGAUGGGACUCCUAAGAGGAAAGCAUGCCUCAGACUCCUCCCUUUUCAGCAAUGUUUGACAGCAGUGGUUACAACCGAAACCUCUAUCAGUCUGCGGAGGACAGCUGUGGAGGGUUGUAUUACCAUGACAACAACCUCCUCUCUGGGUCUCUGGAGGCGCUCAUCCAGCACCUGGUACCUAGCGUGGACUACUAUCCAGACAGAACCUACAUAUUCACCUUCCUGCUCAGCUCCCGGCUGUUCAUGCAUCCGUAUGAGCUGAUGGCCAAGGUGUGCCACUUGUGUGUUGAGCACCAGCGACUCAGUGAGCCUGAUGGGGAUAAGAGCCAAAUAAGAAAAAUUGCACCCAAAAUUCUUCAACUCCUGACGGAAUGGACAGAAACCUUUCCUUAUGAUUUUCGGGAUGAAAGAAUGAUGAGAAACUUAAAAGACCUGGCCCACCAAAUAGCCAGUGGCGAGGAGACGUAUAGGAAGAAUGUCCAGCAGAUGAUCCAGUGUCUGAUCCGCAAGCUCGCCGCGCUCAGCCAGUACGAGGAGAUCCUGGCAAAAAUCAGCUCCACGUCUACAGAUCGGCUCACGGUCCUCAAGACCAAGCCACAGUCCAUACAGAGGGACGUCCUCACCGUCUGCAGUGACCCCUACACGUUGGCCCAGCAGCUGACUCACAUAGAGCUGGAGAGGCUGAAUUAUAUUGGCCCAGAAGAAUUCGUUCAGGCGUUUGUGCAGAAGGACCCUUUGGACAAUGACAAGAGUUGCUACAGUGAACGGAAGAAAACACGCAGCUUGGAGGCUUACGUGGAGUGGUUUAACCGCCUCAGCUACUUGGUUGCCACGGAAAUCUGCAUGCCUGUAAAGAAGAAGCACCGAGCAAGGAUGAUUGAGUAUUUCAUUGACGUGGCUCGGGAGUGUUUCAACAUCGGCAACUUUAACUCCUUGAUGGCAAUAAUCUCCGGCAUGAAUAUGAGCCCCGUCUCUCGACUGAAGAAAACUUGGGCCAAGGUGAAGACGGCCAAGUUCGACGUUCUUGAGCAUCAGAUGGACCCUUCGAGCAACUUCUACAAUUAUCGAACAGCUCUGCGUGGGGCAGCACAAAGGUCUUUAACCGCUCAUAGCAGCAGGGAGAAGAUUGUGAUACCAUUCUUCAGUCUUUUAAUCAAAGAUAUUUAUUUCCUCAAUGAAGGCUGUGCUAACCGCCUUCCCAACGGCCACGUCAACUUCGAGAAAUUUUGGGAACUGGCCAAGCAAGUGAGCGAGUUCAUGACGUGGAAACAAGUGGAGUGUCCGUUUGAGAGGGACCGGAAGAUCUUGCAGUACCUGCUCACGGUCCCCGUCUUCAGCGAGGACGCUCUCUACCUGGCGUCCUAUGAGAGUGAAGGACCUGAAAAUCACAUAGAGAAAGACAGGUGGAAGUCCUUAAGGUCCAGCCUCCUGGGCAGAGUUUAAUACAACAUCCUCCUGGGACACCGGCUGCUUCUGCUGCUCUGUCUCACCCGUCAUCGAGGGGCUGGCCCCUGUUUCCGGGCAUCUAGUGCUACAAAACAAAUCACGAAGUCCCCGCCAGCAGGCUCAGCAGUUGGGGACCUCCUUCCCCACAGCUGACAGAUUGACUCAGAUUUUCUGAGACUGAAAUGUUCAUGAGGACCCUGGAGAAAGAAUCCGCUGAAGAUCCCGGCUCUGCUGCGAUCCAUCUCCUGGAAUUUCCAUGUGAAUCACAGCUCUGCACCUGGAUGGAGCCUUUUCUUUUGUGUGUGUGGUUUUUUUUUGUUUGUUUGUUUGUUUUAAUUUGGUUCAACAUUUGCUGCUAAUGGGACUUGCCCAGCUGAGUGCUGGCUCUUAGGAAGCCCAUGUUUCUUUGGUAACUUAAAGGAAAAAGGGAGAGGAGGGAGGGAAAGAAACCCCUCCACUGAGAUCCUAAACCUGGGCUCCCAGGUAUGGCCCAGGGGGCCCAGGCUGGCUGGAUGCUGCCUGCGGACUCGGAGUCCCUGAGUGCGGCUGUGUUGUGAAUUCUCCUCCUUCCUCUUCCUCCGAGGUUUUGAGUUGGCUGCUGGUUAGCAAACUCCUUUUUACCCAUAUAAGUUAUUUAAUAUAAUAAUGAAGCUCAACACUGUGGUAGGAAAAUAGCCACUAGGAAAAAAAAAAGCAGAGUUUGUCAUUGGACUGUGUCACGUUUUAGAAGGACCUUCUGUUUUCUUUGCCCUUCGGAGCUGUUGACCAUGGAGCGCUGUGUUCGGCAGGUGUAUUUUUCAGUAGUUGGUUUUUUUGUUGUCGUUACUUAGCUUUCCAUAAUGCCUACUUUUUUUUCCCUCUUGUAAUUUAAAUGUUCUGAAUUUAAGAGUCUUGGGGGAAAACAACCUCCAUGGCCUAAUGCCAGUUUAAUUUUUUUUUAACAGACUGUUAAUUUUCGUUACCUUUCGGAGUCUGUUGGCAACUAAACAUGUGAACAGAAAACAAAUUGGAAAAGUCCUCCCCCCACUCCCCCAACCAGAGCAGAGAACCAAACACAUGAAAAACAUCUUGCUGUUAACUCGGAGGUCGAUCUAAUUGUGAAAUAGUUCUCACCUCGUGAAACAUCUCAGUCAAUCCAUAGUUGCUCCGCCAACAGCUGUUAGAGUUAUUUACUCUGGGGAAAACUGUAGAGCAGUAACCUGUGCUGAUGCAGAAAAAACCAAAACAUUAUGUUCAAGACAGAGAUGCAUCUGAGAACUUCCUGACAUGGUUUCGAAAACCAGAGCAUAUGCCUGUCCGUACGCUUCCCGCCGUCUCAGCAGACCACACAUGUCUCUCGCGUGUCCUUCUACAGCCAUCAAUAUAUUUGACACUCUGCGGCCAGGA
Messenger RNA from Phacochoerus africanus (Common warthog), 3464 nucleotides. It is a transcript of the gene RASGEF1B, whose product is annotated as RasGEF domain family member 1B. The coding region runs from base 657 to 2075 and encodes 472 amino acids. The transcript has 15 exons. The record is from RefSeq and is a predicted model, not a curated record. Gene Ontology annotation, molecular function: guanyl-nucleotide exchange factor activity. Gene Ontology annotation, cellular component: plasma membrane. Gene Ontology annotation, biological process: positive regulation of GTPase activity; Ras protein signal transduction. NCBI's taxonomy places the organism in Eukaryota, Metazoa, Chordata, Mammalia, Artiodactyla, Suidae.